Molecule: messenger RNA, 1615 nt
Organism: Exophiala dermatitidis NIH/UT8656
Lineage: Eukaryota; Fungi; Ascomycota; Eurotiomycetes; Chaetothyriales; Herpotrichiellaceae
Product: aldehyde reductase (GliO)
Exons: 1
Coding region: 320-1279 (319 amino acids)
Cellular component (GO): cytosol
Molecular function (GO): oxidoreductase activity
Source: RefSeq, a predicted model, not a curated record
UGACAAAUGCAUCCUCCCGUUCGACUGUCUUCCAGGCAGAAUGUACAAGUCGUGAUGCAUCUGUGCGUCGACUGCGUCCACUACUACCUGGUAAGCAUCGACUAACUUAACCGGUAGGUACCCAGGCGAAUACGAUAUAAAGUCAGCUCUUCGCUACCUUUGUAACUAACAUCGCCCUGAUCUCUACACUUGUGCAUUUGAGAGUUCGGUUCAUACCACCAAUACAGCGUUUAGAUCUCCUUCGAUAGAUCACCCCUCCAAGUUCACCAUCUGACCAGCCCUCUCCUAUCAUCUCUCAUUCUCCUACUAACAGCCAACCAUGUCUCAACAACCAAUCGAAGUCGUCUUCGGCGCUGCGUCGGUAGGGAAUUACGGGCCCUGGGUCGACGAGGACUAUGUGAAAAAGGCGUUUUCUACCCUCGAAGCCCACGGAGUGAAGAAGCUCGACACAGCCCAACUGUACGGCAACUCAGAGCAGCGAUUAGGCGAACUCAAAGCUGGCGAGCGUUUCGUCAUUGACACCAAAUGGGUAGGUGGCUUCACGGGCCACGGAUGGGCGACCAAAGACAAUAUCGUCAACUCGGCCAAGGAAAGUAUCCAAAAGCUCGGGGUCAAGCAGGUCGAUAUCUUCUAUCUCCAUUCGCCAGACCCCGGCACGCCGCUGGAAGACACCCUCGAGGGCGUCAACGAGGUGUACAAGACGGGCGUUUUCAAGCGAUUCGGUCUAUCCAACUUCUCGCCCGAGGAUGUUCAAAAGGCGUACGAUAUCGCGAAGGCCAAAGGUUGGGUUCUACCCACAGUCUACCAGGGCAACUAUAAUCCGGUCGCACGCAAGGUCGAGACGCUACUGUUCCCGACCCUACGCAAGCUCGGCAUUGCCUUCUACGCCUACAGCCCGCUCGCGGGUGGGUUCCUGACGAAGACCGCCCAGCAGGUCCGUGAUGGCGCCGGUCGCUUUAGCGAGAAUGCUCUCGGGGGUAUGUACCGUCAGAUGUAUGCGCGGCCAUCCCUCCUCGAUUCUCUCGAUAAGUGGGCCAAGAUCGCGGAAGAGGAGGGCGCCUCUCGUGCCGAAUUGGCCUAUCGCUGGGUCACGUACAAUUCGCCCCUUAAGCCUGAGCACGGCGACGCUAUCAUUGUUGGUGCCAGUUCUGUUGAGCAACUUGACCAGACUCUCAAGGGGAUCGAAACCGGAUCUCUCAGUGCCAAAGCUGCGAAAGCUAUCGACGAAAUCUGGGAACAGAUCAAGCACGAGGCUCCAUUGGAUAACGUAUCUCGAUAGAGACGCAGAAGGGCUGAAGUUCAUUGGCAGGCGGAGGAGUCAGAUGGGCUUUCCGAGAGCUUUCACGUCCAUUGUUGGCCUGGGUUGGGCAGAUGACGUCCUUCGGUUUUACAUGGAGGAAGAAUGCAUGGAAUGCCAAGGACAUGACACUUGCAUCCUUCCUCGCGGCGGGAUGGUACUGUACCUACCCAUGAAAAUAAUCAAUGGCAACCCGGGAGUGGGCUAUCAAAAUGAAGCGUGUUCGUCAGUAUGGUUGUUAUCCUCGUCGAGUAGGUCAGCUAGUCUUCACCAACAAUCAACGGUAGUAAUACACGCUGAGGGCACUUUCUAAUCCAA